This is a messenger RNA of Chironomus riparius, 726 nucleotides long. The record is from the annotation of a GenBank genome assembly. Lineage: Eukaryota; Metazoa; Arthropoda; Insecta; Diptera; Chironomidae.
AUGCUCAUUUUGAAAAUGUCUUUUAAAUCGUUCAGAUUGAUUUUUUUAUUAAUCAGUGUCUUAAAUUUAAUUGCGUUGGGAUUAGCUAAUAGUGAGCAGUGCUUUUACGUUUAUAUUUGCUGUCAACGACAUCCGGAGACCUACGCUUGUUUAGAAUACUGUCAACCGUCUUUUGAGUGUGGAAAUCAUUUGGUUGAGUCUAAUGACGAUAAUUUGAGUGAGAACGAACAAUUAAGUACAACAACAGAAGAAACAAGAAGUACAGUAGAAAAUUUUAUAGCUACAACUGACGAAUCAGCUCCAAAAGAUCCAGUAGAUCCAGUUGAAAGUGAAUCAACAACAUUAAAGACUGAAACUCAGACAGGAAAGGAUACGCACGUGAUUGAUACUAAAUUGUGUCGAAUAGGAAUGAGAUUAGUGGCUGGAAGGUGCAAACGAGUCACAAGUUGCAUAUGGACAUAUCGAUGUUGUGAAUUUAAGCAAAAUGGACUAAAUAUUGAGUGCGUAAGGAUGUGUGAGGCACAGAUCAACUGUGAAUUGACUACCACAACUGAAUCUUAUGAAGGCGAUGCAGAAAAUCUUGAAAGUGGGGAAUCAUCAGUUCCAAAACCGUUGGAUUUGCGGUACUUAAGGAGAAAUUGUAAGGCUGGAUAUAGAUUUGUUAGUGGAAAGUGCAGGAUGGUGAUGAGAUUGCAGGAUACACACACGGACGCUCAAUUGGAUUGA